Messenger RNA from Microthlaspi erraticum, 543 nucleotides. Lineage: Eukaryota; Viridiplantae; Streptophyta; Magnoliopsida; Brassicales; Brassicaceae. The record is from the annotation of a GenBank genome assembly.
AUGACGUCUCAACCGUUCCUGUUUCUGCAAAUGCUCUGGAGUAGAACCUCUUUAUUCUUUCUCCUUUGUAGCCUCGGUGUCACUUCCUUUGGCAACUUCCAUCAAUCACCAUCACGUCUCCUCGACGUCUCUCGCAUGGAACCUCUCUCCACGUCUGCUUCGGUUAACUCUUUAACUGUCUUGUGCUCCAUUUUUCUCCGUGGUAAGCUUCCUCCUUUCGUCUCUUCCUUUGAUCACCAUCAAACGUGUAACAUCCCGGAUCUGAAAAUAUGGGCCAUUUUCAAUUUUGUUUUUAAAGCCCACGUGGGCCCAUUCUCACUUGGUUUGACCAAACCGUGUGAGCAUCUCUCGUGGAGAAACCCUACUUGUGACAUCGUGGAGCCGCCGAGAGAGAGAGGGGAGAAAGGAGGAAAGAAGAAGGCGAGUGAUCGAUCGAGAAGAGAAAAAAAAGUGAGAAAAGAGAAGAAGGAGAAGCGAGAGAAACCGGAGAGAAAGGAAGGAGGAGAAGAGAAGGAGAGAGAGAGAGAGGAAAAUCUCGUGUGA